AUGCCUCUACCGCCAUACCUCACGUCCUUCGCCUCGUCCCGCGCCCACCAUGCUCUCCUCGUCAAGCUGGACGGUGCUGCGUCCGCACAGGCAGAGGACGCAGCGGUCAUACAGGAGGUUGAGCGCUGUCGGAACCUGUUGGCCACCAAUCCCAGCUCGUCUCGUAUAGCAGAGACUCUUAUCAUUCUCCUCAACUGCGCGAUGACGUCGCACACCAAGCUCGACCUCGAGUUCGCCCUCGUGCCCGCCCUGCACCUGGCCGAAGGCGGGCGGACGAUGAGGGAACGCAGACGAGGAUACCUGUACCUCUCCGAACGCCUUCCGCCGGGCCACGAGCUGCAUUUGAUGCUGGUCAACACCAUCCGAAAGGACCUGGCAAGCUACGAACACGCACAUAUCCUCGCGGCACUGCAUGCCAUCGUUCACCUUCCAGGACACGACCUCGCGCCUGCCGUCGUGCCGUUGCUGGUGUCUAAGCGGUUGCUGGAACAUGACGAACCCGCGAUUCGCCAACGGACCAUCCAGGCCAUCUCGGCGCUGUCGGUCGGCCGCGCAUGGCCCCUGUCGCUAAAGGAGAUUGCCAGGAGGAUCAGACAUGAAGACGACCCCUCGGCUCUCGCUGCCGUGUUGAGGAUAUACGCCCAGGCCCUCGAGUCUGGGCUACGCGAGGCAGACCCCGCGCGCCGGAAACGCCAGUUUGACAGCGUGUUCGCGGCCGCGGCGAGGCGGAUGGACUCUGAUUCCCCGCUGGUGAUCUCCGCUAUCCGUGCGCUGGUCGCGAUUGUCAGGACACUCCCAAGGCAUUACGAAGAAGGCGACGCCGAGAGCAGAGACGAGCUCGUGUCGCACGCCAUCACUCAGACUCGUAGCCUGCUGGCCGAGGCCGUCGAGCUGCACACCACACCCGGCGUGUCGCAAUGGGCAAGAGCCUGCCUGUUCGAAACGAGUGCCCUCGCAGCUGCGCUGUUCGAGAUUGACGGCCGACUGGGACCGGCAGUCGAGACCCUCAUGAACCAUUUACGGCAAUUCCUCCUCCCCCAACGCGACAAGGGCAAGGGCAAGGCCACCCCGCCCGCUGCGGUCAGAGGUCCGACUCCGGCAGACGUCGCCAACAACCGUAUCCUUGCCCUGCGGUGCUUUGGCCUCCUGCCAGCCGCGGCGUGGCAGGACGGCCUGACGGAGGCACACAUGGCCGCCCUCAUGGGUGGCGUGGACAGCAACGAUCCGACUCUGCGGCGCGAGACGCUUCGCCUCCUUGCCAAAGUCGACCGGAACCUGCCCCUCAUGACACUCCAGUCCCACCUCGAGGCCAUCCGGAGUGGCCAAGGUGUACCUCUCGCGCCUGAUGUCGAGGGUGGCAAAUCUCGCCGAGAUGGCGUGGCCGACGGCCGGACGGAGGCGGCAUGCCGGGCGCUCGAGACGACAGACAUUCUCGCCCAAGGGCUCGAUGACGCGGAGCAAGGCACACAGAUUGCAGACGGCGUGUCUGAUAUCUCCAAGGCCCUCCGUGACGGCGGGGACAGCAGCGUGUGGCUCAAGGGCGUGCAGACCGUCCUCGGUGACCUGCAGAGUUCCAGCCACGAUUUCAGGCAGGCCUUUAUCAAGUCUGCCGCCGAGUCACUCGCUCAAGACCCGCAAGACUCGACCCUCGCUGUCCUCCUCACGACCGUCGCGGUCGAGUACCCAGGCUCAGAGCUGGAAUCGACCAUCUCGGCCCUCCUGCCCGCCCUCGACCACUCGCCGGCGUCGGUACAGGAACUGAUUGUGCUCGCCCUCGUCCCACUGCUUUCUGGAACCGCUUUGGCCCAGCGAGACGCGUUGGCGACGGACAUUCUGGCCUCGCUGGAACGCGUCAAGGCGGCCGGAGCGAUCAAACACAUGGUCAAGCGGUGUACCGAGGUUGCCCUGAUUGUCGAGCGGGGAAUGGUGGAUGAUGUCGUCAGGCGGUCGAAAUCGAGAGCUCUCAACGACGUGCUCGACGCCAUCCUUAUCGUGUACGCCGAAGCGACCAAGCCGCCAUCGAGGGACACGUCGUCGCCCGCAAGCACACCCAUGUCGGCGAGCAUGACGGCCUCGGCGCUCCGGUACGACGCGUACGCUUCGCCCUCGACGGGCAGCCCACGCCGCGUGACUUCACCGCUUGGGCGAGGAGCCGAACUGAGCCAAAGCGUCAGUACGAACAGUACCAGCAGCAGCAACAAUAAGAACAAGAACCACGCCAACUGGGCCGCCAUGGGGCGGAGUACCCUCGUCGAGGCGGAUGAGCUGGCCAUGGAUGAUCUGGGCAUCACGGGCGGUGGCGGCGGCUCGGGGUCGCGCGGGUCAAGCGAGCGAUCGCGACAUGCGUACGGCAUGCACGGCUCGCACAUGCACGGCGGGGCGACGCCGACCGAUCGUACGCCGAGGCUACGGGCCGCAGACUAUUGA
Apiotrichum porosum is the source of this 2427-nucleotide messenger RNA. RefSeq lists its product as uncharacterized. The record is from RefSeq and is a predicted model, not a curated record. NCBI's taxonomy places the organism in Eukaryota, Fungi, Basidiomycota, Tremellomycetes, Trichosporonales, Trichosporonaceae. The coding region runs from base 1 to 2427 and encodes 808 amino acids. Gene Ontology annotation, biological process: intracellular protein transport; receptor-mediated endocytosis. Gene Ontology annotation, cellular component: membrane coat; AP-4 adaptor complex. Gene Ontology annotation, molecular function: cargo adaptor activity. The transcript is spliced from 8 exons.